AUGAAUGAAAAUGUAUAUUCUAGUAAUGACUGGGUAGGAAAACUACCGAAUCUACUCAACUUGAAUAUAUAGAACAUCAUGCGCUAUCACAAGGAAAACGAUCAAACGCGGAAUAUUCUGACUUCUCUGUACUACAGAUAUCAACCUAAAGGAUAGUUUUCCCCUUUCUAACAAAUCGGUUGGUUGAUUAGGGCAAACUUUUGAAAAACCCAAAGGACACUUCUUUUGGAUCGAUUCAACAGGGAAUUAUUUUUUUGUGAUGAAGUGAGGAGUCUUUCAAAAAGUACUUUCUUAUGAAAAAUAUAGACAUGAAAAAAUUUUAUAUUAUUUUUUCAACUUUUACUUUUUGUUGAAUGUUCAAGUUUUUUUUUACGGUAACACGUAAAGACCCGGAAAUUUUUUUUUCUACUGUUUGAGAUUAAGCUACAAUGCUUCGAGUUGAGAAUUGAUUGGUCGUGACACAAUUAUGGUGUGAUAUGGUGCGGAAGGAUGGGCUGUAGAAAAUGCGCGAGGUGACACAUUACGCAAUCCUUGAGCUCGUUUUGCGUGGGCCACCCAGUUGUCAACCGGAAACUGCCAAUAUCGGAGGCCGGCUGCCAUUUCGAACCUCUGCCGAAGUGAGCGAAAACCUCCGUCAAUUCUCUGUUUGGGACGUUUUUAGAAAAGUCAAAAUAUAUUCAAAAAGAAGUUCUUCCAUUAGCAAAACCAGUUUUUGGUUAAUAGAUUUGAUAACCGAUUUUGGAUCGAGCUUGCGGAAACCCGCCAUUUCGGAUCUGAAUAGAUCGGUCAAAGAUUUAAUAAAUGUUUUAUUUUGUUUGUUGGCGGAAAAAUUGAGAGAGUUUAGGGAAUUCACGACUUUGAGGGUUCGCUUGAAAACUCGUAGAGAAGGACAUUAGACAGAGAGACGCAAUUAUCCAUGAAUAAUCUUUUUUUCCUCCAUAGGUCUCCGAUUAUUUUAUUUUGGCUUUUUCUUGUUUUUUUUUCAGUUUUAAUUUUUCAGACUGUUCGGAAAGCGAUGUAGACGGUGUAUGCGGACAUUAGGCUCGAUGGACAUUGUCCAGCGGUGUAUGAACCUCACCUAUCACUCUCACUGCUUCACCUGCUAUUAUUGUAACUCUCCAUUCAAUAAGGUACGGUGCUUGACUCAAUCUCAGCCAUUCAUCGAGCGCGAAACCGCAGGGCGAUGAAUACCACGCAAUCGACGGGGAAAUUUUCUGCCCUCACGACUAUCACCACGUCCAGCAGUUGCAAAGUGGUUAGAUUUAUAAAAAGAAUUGAUGGAUUGGAACGCAAACCGAAAUUCAAGGUGAACACGUAGUGAAUCUGUACGAGGACACUCACCACGAGAGCUCGAGGAAAACGCCGAAAAGGCCCAGAACCAUACUGAAUGCCCAACAACGAAGGCAGUUUAAGUCGGCUUUCGAAAAAAGUGCAAAACCAUGCCGCAAAGUAAUUUAAAGUGUUUUGUAAAAUCGGACAAACAUUUAUUUUCAGGUGAGAGAACAGCUUGCAAAAGAAACGGGUUUGAGCGUUCGAGUUGUUCAAGUAUGGUUUCAAAAUCAGCGAGCGAAGGUCCGUAUUAAUUCAUAUAUUUUCAUAAAUAAAUUAUUAAAGAUGAAAAAAAUGAACCGCAAAGAAGGAGAAAGCGAUUCUUACAAGGGCAGUGCUAACGGAGAAGAAAGAAGUGCGGAAGACGUUCACAGUUCUGAAGACGAAGGUCAGUUCGAGAAAAAAACACUCAAAUUAAUUAAACUUCUCAAUUUGAUAUUCACUUUGUCACACUAUGUGAGAAAAUUUAUCUUUUGAGCGUUUUUUUUUUCUUCAAAAACUUGAAAUUUGGUAAUUCUUGUCUUCCAGGAUCUUCAAUCAAUUAUCAAAAGUUAUGUGUUUCUCAUCAUUUCUAAAUAUUGCUGAUGGCAAAAUUGGAAGAACAACAUAACUGAAAAAACUAAUACAAUCCGAACUUUUUUACAUUUAUUUCAAAGUGAGAAUGUUUGCAGGUUUUCCCAACGACCAGAUAAUGCACCAGGACUCUCCCUUCCUCGACAUGGACUCCGACGAGUGCGACCUGAUCAAAAGCUCCUCACUGACCAACCUAUCUAACCCCAUCCAGAAGCUCUACCACAUGACCUCUUCACAAAUCUACUUCCCUUAUAGUUCCUGA
Caenorhabditis auriculariae is the source of this 2164-nucleotide messenger RNA. The record is from the annotation of a GenBank genome assembly. Lineage: Eukaryota; Metazoa; Nematoda; Chromadorea; Rhabditida; Rhabditidae.